Molecule: messenger RNA, 1284 nt
Organism: Aspergillus mulundensis
Lineage: Eukaryota; Fungi; Ascomycota; Eurotiomycetes; Eurotiales; Aspergillaceae
Exons: 4
Coding region: 1-1284 (427 amino acids)
Source: RefSeq, a predicted model, not a curated record
AUGACAGGACGCAGACAUGACUCGACCCGCGGAUGGGGCAGAGGCAGAGGGGGCUGGGAUCGUCCAAGGGGUUCAACCAUCUCAGUCGUGACAGAGCCGCCUGCGCCAGCCGUGGGACAACUAUUGGCGACAAUUCGCAGAAGCGAACUGAACCCGUCCUCAACCUCAUCAUGCGUCCAGAAAGCGGCGAAGAUUACCGAAGCCAAGUUGGUAGGGUCUUACAACUGGCUUAACCGGAAGAGCCCAACAAUCCUUGUUCCAGGCUCUCCUCCAGCCUGGACUCCGGCUGCAAACGCAGCACGAUAUGCCGACCAUGUCUUUCAGCCUGCACUAGAGGCAAUCCUCAAGCAGGACUCUACGUACGAUUUCAACAAGAUCGAUGUUGUAGCAUGCGGUAGUACUCUCGGUAACCUUCGUCGAUUCAUCGCGGAGCCCGGCAAAGCGUUCAGGAUUGUGGUUGAAGCGAUUGGUUCGGCUGUCUUCCUGGUGCGACGUGAAAAUUCGCCAACGCAGGCCAUCCCAGACGUUCGUGGGUACGGGCAUACCUUUCCAGAGGCAAACACUACCUGGAAUUCUGAAGUCAAAGGGUCGGAGUCGCAUCAGAGAGUCCUCCAGUAUAAGUUCGCCGGCUUAUCUUGCCUCGUCCGUUACGAGGGCGAUGGGUAUCUCCCGAACCUCUACCAGCCACCCGAUUCCCGUCAAGAAUUUGCGGCGACUACUCCUGAUAAUUUGCUCGCGCCGCUUGAAGAGACCACAGUGAGUUCAGUCCGGUCUGAAGUGGGAAAGCCCCUUACCACUGAGACCGGAGGAGUUGUGAUCCCGCAGUCGGCCAUGUUCGAUCUGAAAACCAGAACCGUGAUGAAACAAUACUCCGAGGUUCUGAACGGCGAGCUUCCCCGACUAUGGCUCGCUCAAAUUCCGAACUUUGUCAUCGGCUUCCACAAGUACGGUGUGUUUGAGGAUGUGCGCGUCGAAGAUGUCCGUGAUGAGGAAGUUGUGUUCGAAGGCUCAGACGGCAACGGUGAGUUGGAACUGAGAGAGGUCGGAGGCGAGGUCAAUUGCUGUAUUUCGGAUUCAAUCAAGACACGCUUGACGGUGGGAGAAGCAAAUUCAGAGGACAGGAAGGACGAAGAAAGUUCAAAUGAAGAAAGCGAUGAUGGAUGGGAGGAGCGAUGGAAGGAGCGGGACCAAGACUCGGACUUUGGUGGUGACUCGGGCUCUGAGAAGGAUUUCACGGCCUGCUCCGCGAGCUCCUGUGGCUACUGCGGCCGUUGCGGAUAUUGA